Molecule: messenger RNA, 1008 nt
Organism: Micromonas pusilla CCMP1545
Lineage: Eukaryota; Viridiplantae; Chlorophyta; Mamiellophyceae; Mamiellales; Mamiellaceae
Gene: CDKC
Exons: 7
Coding region: 1-1008 (335 amino acids)
Biological process (GO): positive regulation of transcription elongation by RNA polymerase II; protein phosphorylation
Cellular component (GO): nucleus; cyclin-dependent protein kinase holoenzyme complex
Molecular function (GO): RNA polymerase II CTD heptapeptide repeat kinase activity; ATP binding
Source: RefSeq, a predicted model, not a curated record
AUGCGGAGCGGAUGUUCCCGUUCCGUGGAGAACUAUGAAAAAAUGGAACAAAUCGGCGAGGGUACAUACGGCCAGGUCUUCAUGGCUCGAAGCAACACAACUGGAGAAAUAGUUGCUCUAAAGAAAGUCAGAAUGGAUAAUGAAAAGGAAGGUUUUCCAAUUACAGCUAUACGCGAAAUAAAAAUAUUAAAAUCAUUGGAUCAUAAGAAUGUUAUCAAGUUGAAAGAAAUAGUGACGUCGAAGGCUCAUGCUUUGAACCAGAAUAAGGGUAGCAUCUACAUGGUUUUUGAGUACAUGGACCAUGACCUUACGGGACUUGCAGACCGGCCUGGAAUGAAGUUCUCGGAGCCUCAGAUAAAGUGUUAUAUGAAACAACUCCUGACAGGGCUUUAUUAUUGCCAUCGUAACAACAUACUACACCGUGACAUAAAAGGAUCAAAUCUGCUAAUAGAUAACAAUGGUAUAUUGAAAUUGGCAGAUUUUGGCCUCGCCAGGUCAUGUGCCUCUGAAAGUAGUAAGACAUUAACAAAUAGAGUUAUCACACUCUGGUACAGACCUCCAGAAUUACUUCUUGGGACACAGUUUUAUGGUCCUGCAGUAGACAUGUGGUCCGCAGGGUGCAUAUUUGCUGAACUACUUCUUGGAAAGCCAAUUUUACCGGGUAAAAAUGAGUUGGAGCAGCUCGACUUGAUGUUCAAGCUCUGUGGUUCUCCUGUACCGGUGGACUGGCCUGAGGUUGAAUUGCUUCCUUGGGCAAGCUCUUUCGUUGGCAAGAAACGAUUUCCACGUAGAGUUCAAGAUGUGUUCCGGCGGUUUUCAAGGAGUGCACGAUCUCUUGUAGAAAGUUUUUUGACCCUAAAUCCAACUCAUCGCAUAUCUGCAAGAGAUGCUUUAGAUUCAGAUUAUUUUUGGGAAGAGCCAAUACCGUGCUCACCUCAGGAUCUACCAAAAUAUGAGCCGUCUCACGAAUUUCAGACCCGAAAGAGGCGACAGGUGUGGCUGUGUUGA